CGGAUUCGCAUUCAGCGUUUCAAAUAACAUAGGGAUAUAUAGCGUUUUGCGCGCUUUUGCCACCACUUGUCUGUUUUUCAGCGCUCGUUAAUAUAUCCAUCGGCGCGUAAUAUCGAUAUUUUCGAUGGUUUUUGGACAUCUGCACCGCAACUUCGCAGAUUUUUCUUUUAAUACAUAAUGGAGCACUUCAUGGACGAAGCAUUCGCGGAGGCCAGGAGAGUGUUAGCAGCUGGAGAAGUACCGGUGGGUUGCAUCUUCAUCUACCAUGCGCAUGGUAUGGACAAAGUGAUUGCACGAUCUGGAAAUGAUGUGAAUGCUACCAAAAAUGCUACCCGGCAUGCAGAGUUUCUUUGCAUAGACCAAACGUUAGAGUACUGCAGGCAAAAUGGAUUGCUAUAUCGGGACGUAUUUCCUAAAAUCAGUGUUAUAGUCACUGUAGAGCCUUGUAUUAUGUGCUCAGCCGCACUACAUGAUUUAGGUGUCAAGGAGGUUAUAUAUGGUUGUGCUAAUGAUCGUUUUGGUGGCAAAACUUUAGUUGAUGUGCCAUUUGUCACGAACAAUAUUAUUAUCAAACCGGAAGUAAAAGGCGGGAUUUGUGCUGAUGAAGCAAUGGCAUUACUUAAAGAAUUCUACAAGGGCGAAAAUCCAUCUGCACCAAUUGCUAAAACUAAAAGAUGAGCGGAAAUAGGAAAUCUAUGAAGAGUAUGAUAUUAUGUAUUGUGGUGCUUGUCCGAGGAUCGAAAACAGAAUCGAAUAUGAUAAAUACAUAUGUAUGCAUGGAUGCCUAUUCGGGACAUUGCUGAACCCAUCGUAGAACAGUACCGGUUGGACUGAACAGUACUUAUACAGUGGAGAAAAAAGUAUAGCCGCACCACAUAUUGACAACUUUCAGUUUUUUUGGUAUUUUGUUGUUAUUUACUUUUAGUUAUUUUCAUUUCAUUUAUUAAUCAAAUCAUUAGCAUAAUAAGAUCAAAAGAAAGAUCAUUUAUAGCGCAACUAAAAUAAAGGGUUGGGUCCCGAAAUGUAUCUGUUAGUUCGAGGCUUGAACAAAAAACUGGUGGGGCGUGACAUCGCUUACCUUUCCAGCUUGAAAGAGCAAAUACCAAAGAAUUCAAUGACCUGAGUCUCUUUCUCCUUCGACUCCAGGGCUCCUCAGGCGAACCUCUUCAAAAUAGGGAAAAAGUCAAAAGCCGCCUACGCA
Rhagoletis zephyria (snowberry fruit fly) is the source of this 1201-nucleotide messenger RNA. RefSeq names its product tRNA-specific adenosine deaminase 2. Gene Ontology annotation, biological process: tRNA wobble adenosine to inosine editing. Gene Ontology annotation, molecular function: tRNA-specific adenosine-34 deaminase activity. The record is from RefSeq and is a predicted model, not a curated record. Gene Ontology annotation, cellular component: cytoplasm; nucleus. NCBI's taxonomy places the organism in Eukaryota, Metazoa, Arthropoda, Insecta, Diptera, Tephritidae.